Schistosoma rodhaini is the source of this 1721-nucleotide messenger RNA. NCBI's taxonomy places the organism in Eukaryota, Metazoa, Platyhelminthes, Trematoda, Strigeidida, Schistosomatidae. The record is from the annotation of a GenBank genome assembly.
UAAUCACUAAAUACACAAAUAGUAUAGUACAAUUGAAAUUGGAUUCACUGACAUAAGUGUUAACUUUAUCCUAUAAAUAAAUAAAUAUAUAUAUAUAUAUAUAUGCAGGUUUUGUUUUAAACAAAAUGGAGUCAUUUUAUACUAUAAAUGUAAUGAAUUACAUAUCCAUUUUACGUAUAGUAACCAUCUAAUGAUAUAGUCAAUAUAACUUUACAUAGUUACAAUUUUGCAUAGAAUAAUAAUCAUACUAUACUAUUACUAUCAUUAACUACUACUUAUACUGCUAAUUUAUCAUAGAAAAAAAAGGAAUUUAUAUAUCUAUUUUUAUGUAGUAAUAAUAUCAAUCUGAAUGAAAUUCAUUGGAUUAAAAUUAGUUUUUAAUUUAUUUUGGAAUUUAUAUAAAUUAAAAAAAAUUAUUUUUUUAUUAAUUCAUUUAAUUUUAUUUAAUAAUGAAGAAAUUUUAGGAUCAGGUUAUAAUAUAUCAUUAAAAUAUUAUCAUCCAUAUUCAAGAUGGAGACGGUCAUUAACUCCUUGUGUAUGGCUUGAACGUGGUGGCUUUUUUAAUAUGCCCAAAUAUUAUAAAUCAUUAUCACCAUUUGCUCAACGUCGUCAUAUUUGUUCAAGUUAUUCAAGUUGUCCACUUACAUGGCUUCCAACAAAUGAUGUUAAAUCAUUAACAUUCAAACUUAUAGGUACUGAUGAUAUGCGUGAUUACGAAUUUCAAGCUCAUUUUUGUAACAGAAUAUACGAAGCACGGCAUCGUUAUUGCACUAUGGAAGAAGGAGAAAUCGCAUUUGAGUUGAGGCAGAUAGGGACAUGGUUGAUGGUAGAUCGUAUCAAUUGUCGAUGUCUAGGCAUUGCUGAUGUUGAACGUUAUGGAUAUAGCAAAGGUGUUCAAUUUGGAGACCGCGUUUUUCGUGGUAAUUAUAUACACAUGACAUGUGCAACAAAGGAUGAUUCAUCUAGAAUCUUGUGAGAAUUGAUAUUCAUCAUAAAGUUUGAACUCUCAUUUUCUACUCUUCAUCAGUUUUUUACUUUUAUUGACCUUUACGAAGUGUCACAUUUAUACCUUCAGUUCAUUGAAUACAAACAUGAUAUAUUCAAUUUAUUUCUUUUUGAAUAUUUAUCAUAUACCUCUGUUGUUAUAUUAUUCUCCUUUUUUAUAGCCUCAAUGUAAAGUAGACGAUUUUUGUUAUAUUGAAACACCAAGUACAGAUGGUUAUAUUUAUGGUGGUCGAGUACCAUGUAUUUGUCCAAAACAAUAUCAUUGUCCAAUUUAUUUUAUAAGAGAUAAACGUAUUCCACAAAUUAAUGAUGAUGGACGUGUUAUUAGUUAUGGAAUUAAAUGUAAACGAAGAAAUUAUUGAUUCAUUACAUUAUUCUUUGUUUUGAAUAUAUAUCCCUCCUAGUUACUUUUUUUUUUCUUUUGGCUUGUACUUUAUUUCUGUCAUAUAAGAAAUGAUCUUUUUUUUUGUUUUUCUUUAAUACAAUCAACUUUUAAAUACUUAUUUUACAUUUUACAAUCUACUUUCUAAUUUAUAUGUAUAGCAUACAAUGUUCAAUGUUAGGAUAUUGAAGAAAUAAGGGAAAAGAAGAAACUGUUGUACACCACCACCAACAACAACGAAAGAAUUAAAGUCUUAUUUAUUUUACUGCUGGGAAAAUUUCUGGUUUUAAAAAAAAUUUAAUAGUGAAAUAUCCGUAAAAUUUGUGUUUAAUAA